CGCAAAGCCGACGGUCCUGUGAUCUCAUUGCAACGAAUCAAAGUCUGGUAUCUUCAACACACCUUAUUCACACCCAUCGGAAUCGAUAAGCUCCUGCAUAGACACAAUACGAUCGUUCCUUCUGGCCUCAACACACAGCAAAAUCGCAAGCAAUGGCGUCACCCUCGUCGAACGAGGAUGCCGCCGCCGCCUCCUCGAACCCGGCGCCAUUCGCCAAUUUUCCGCAAGACCCCUCCGAGUUCGACAGCGACCCGCGCAUCUCGUUCUCCAAGUUGGACAACAAGUUCAUCCUUGAAACCGACGACGGACAGGAAUAUGAGUACGACACCGCUCUCAAGCGGUGGAUUCCGACGGUCGACGACGACUUGCUCCAGAAACAGCAAGAAGCCUACAAAGUCCAGGGGGUGGAUGAAGAUGAACAGGUCACGGCAUCGCAACUAAAGAAGAAGCGCAAGCAGCAGGGCAAUGGCGAAGAGGGAAGUGCACAGAAGCAGAAGAAACAGCGCGUCAAUACGGCGGUGUUUGUGACGUCGAUUCCCCUCGAUGCCUCAUUCGACGAGAUCCGAGAUCUUUUUUCCAAGUGCGGCGUCAUCGCGGAGGAAAUCGACAGCGGUCGGCCGCGCAUCAAGAUGUACAACGAUGACGACGGCAAGUUCAAGGGAGAGGCACUGGUCGUGUAUUUCCGGCCGGAAUCGGUCAACCUUGCGAUUCAAAUGCUGGACGAUUCGGACUUCCGGCUGGGCGUGACGGGCCCGCAUGGGCCGAUGCGCGUGCAGGCGGCGGAUUUCUCCUUCAAAAGCCAGCAAGAGGCACCCACGAAGACCAGCAUGAGGGACAAGAGAAAGAUCAUUCAACGGACGCAGAAACUCAACAACAAACUCGCGGAUUGGGACGAUGACGAUCCGUCGGCUCUUCCCGAUACAAGCUCUCGGUUUGAGAAGAUCGUCAUUCUGAAACAUAUGUUUACCCUGAAGGAACUUGACGAGGAUCCUGCCGCUAUUCUCGACAUCAAGGAAGACAUUCGUGACGAAUGCUCGAAGCUCGGGGAGAUUACGAAUGUUGUUCUUUACGACAAAGAGCCAGAGGGAGUUGUGAGCGUUCGCUUCCAUGACCCGGAAGCUGCCCGCAACUGUGUCAAGAUGAUGGAUGGGCGCUAUUUCGGCGGCACGCGAGUGGAAGCGUACAUCUCCGACGGGCGCGAGAAGUUUAGGAAGACGAAUGAGAAGCGGGCGGCGCUGGAAGAUCUGGCCGAGAAGGGAUUGGAUGCGGAGGAUUCAGAUGAGGAACAACGUUUGGAUGAGUUUGGCACGUGGCUGGAGAGUUCUCACACGGUGGAAAAUACCGCCAAGUGAGAGAACCCCGGCGUCAUGGGUUACUAGGUAGCAGUAGAUCUGGAUCAGCCCAUGGGGCAAUGUGCUUCAUAAUGGGAAGCAGAUGUGGUGUCUAUAGGUCAUCCAUGCUUCAUGAAAUAUAUGUGUACUAUAGUGAAUACUAAAC
Molecule: messenger RNA, 1497 nt
Organism: Aspergillus saccharolyticus JOP 1030-1
Lineage: Eukaryota; Fungi; Ascomycota; Eurotiomycetes; Eurotiales; Aspergillaceae
Product: U2 snRNP complex subunit CUS2
Exons: 6
Coding region: 153-1352 (399 amino acids)
Biological process (GO): mRNA splicing, via spliceosome
Cellular component (GO): U2 snRNP; U2-type spliceosomal complex
Molecular function (GO): RNA binding
Source: RefSeq, a predicted model, not a curated record